This is a messenger RNA of Kickxella alabastrina, 6006 nucleotides long. RefSeq lists its product as uncharacterized. Bases 1 to 6006 code for a protein of 2001 amino acids. The transcript is spliced from 10 exons. The record is from RefSeq and is a predicted model, not a curated record. Lineage: Eukaryota; Fungi; Kickxellomycota; Kickxellomycetes; Kickxellales; Kickxellaceae.
AUGUCAUACAUACUGCCGCGACCACUCAGCUCCACGUCUGCUGCCACGGGAAUGACGGCUGCUUCUGCUGUUGCUGCGGCUACUGCUGCGCUCGAGGAGCAAAUGCUAGCGGGCAGAGCUGACGAGAUCCAUGCCGGCACCAUCAGCCACAGCAGUAGCGUUUCCACACCCCCAGCCCACGGUUCCAGGCGCCCCCAGGAAGGUGCAACACACAGGAGGAGCGUGGCUAGACCACCAAAAUCGACCCAUGCGUCAGUAAUUCGGGUAGUAUCCGAGGGCUCGCCGCUACCAAAACUGCCGCCCAUCCCUGCCCUGGAAAAGCCCAAUUCGUUGUUUGUCAGCACUGCUGGUGGCUUGCUUUCCACAAGCCUGCAUCGCUGCGCAGACUCAGUGGACAAAGAGCACGGCACAGACGUUGCGCUUGAGAAUGUGGCAUCCGAAAAGCUGAGAAUGGCACACAUGAUGGAUCUGGAUUUGGCUACCACACAGCGUCCCCCGGCAAAAUCAAGGCUGGGCCUGCCCGGUUUUAAGUUUGGAUGGCGGCAAAGCAAAGCAAAGCAACAGAUGCAAGGCGCAGAGUCAUCAAGUGUGCCCGUUUUGGCGACGACAAAGGGCAAAACAAGGUGGACAGCUCAGGAUGUCGAUGCGCUCGCCGAAGCCAGCUUGCAUUACUGGAAUAGUGGGUCACAUGUCAACUUUGAGUCGCUGGCCGGAAAUCUGGGACGCGCGCCGAACGAUGUCAGUGACAUGCUCGAGCACACGCUGCAAGGUUACGUUCGAUUUGGCAGCACACCGUGCUGGGCCGAUAAGGACCACUUUUUUAUAAUGGGAUGGGCAGCUGCCGAGUUCCCUAAAAACCAGCUACUCAAUCCAGUUGUAGGCGGCGACAGUUCAGACGACCACGUGCUGAAAGCAUGUCCAAGCUCAGCUCGUGCCUUUCUGCUCUCAGUGGUGGUCGACACGCAAAUUGCUUCGUCCUCUCUUCUGUCUUUUUCGAGCGGCCCUCAAGCCGCAAACAUCACUACCAUUCACGGCAAAGGCAGCUCAUUACAGGGCAAAUCGCUGGCAGCAUCAGCGGUACCACCCGAAGAGACCGAGUUGGAGGGCACGCCUUCCACCGCCCCUCUGUUUUCUUUUGGAGCGCGGCCUGUGGUUGCCAUAGAAAGCCCAGGCUCAAACACAUUGCUGGUGGUGCAUCAAGGUGGCAUGGUUGCCAGCGCUGCUGCCGAUGCCGAUGCCAAUGUGGUUGCAGUUGCAAUCGCUGCGGCUGGGCGUCCAAGAGCUAAUACUGUGGCUUAUAGCCAGCUCAACAGCAGAGACAUAUUUAAGUAUGGUACUGACCACAGGACGCCACAAGAUGGCGGAAACGUUGACGAGUCAAGCGCGCAAAUGCAGAUAGUCGCUGCGCUUGAUGACCCAGAGCUCUCGCCCGCCCAAUCCCAUCAUGCCUUAGGGAUCAUCACAAGCGGCAGCAAUCUUGAUGUGCAAUUUUCCGACUUGGCGGCAGAGACCAGACUGAAAGUGCGGCGGUUUGUCGACAAGUUCAUUGCAGACUUCCCGGCAGACUUUCGGCAACGCGUCGACGCACAGAAUGCGGGAAAAGAUGGACUUUGCGUCACAGUCGACCACUUUGAGAACUUCGAGUACAACAACGAUGCAUUCUACAAGGCGAUCGAGACAAUAUAUCGAUUCACCGGCGGCAGCACGGUAUGCACACGAAACAUGUUUUUCCACGUUCAGCUUACACACGCCAUCAGACUGGAUUGUAUACCAGAGUCCGAUGCGAGCUGGUUCCGCAUCAACGAGUUUGCCACCACCGUGUUCAACAAGCAGAUCGAAGACGCGCGUUUUAUUAUUUUCCAAGCGUACACUGAUAUGACCGACAGCAACAGUAACGGUACUGCCACUGCCACAGGCAAUAGUCCUGGGCCUGUUAGCACUGCCAGCGCGCCUAUUGGCAGCCGGAUAGCAGUAGUACGCGCAGACCGCUCGAGUAACUCUGUAGUCAAUAGGGGGAAUGUGUCUGCCUCACUUUUUGAACGCGCUUUCUAUAUGGACAAGCUGGCAAAUAAUUAUGUCAAGUUUUUGGUGGACAACAUGAGCGAUGGGCUUUCUCAGCGCGCGCGCGAUUACGGGCUCAGACCGAUGCCUGUUGCCCUGCAGGUGGAUGAGGCAUCUAUGCUAACGUUUGACGUCGAGAUCCGCAACAUGCUGAUUGAGUUUAUUUGGGAGGAUAUUCCGCAGUCAACGCUCGAGUCCAAAGAAAUUGCCCUGCUGCGCGCACUCGAGCUGCUCAACAGCAAACUUUCAAAGCGCUUUGGGCUUACUACUGGGCUUUUACAGUCUGCAUUGGAUGACCAGCGCAACGAGGAUGGCAAUUUUGCUGACAAUUGCAAUAUUGAAAGCAUUUCGGGCCUGGAUAAUAUUCCUGGCACGCUGAAAGCUCAGGUUCUGGGAAGGGCGUUUGCGCAGUGCUCAUUCAACGAGACUAAAUACUUAUUUUUUGAGGCAAUGCUUCACGACCAUCCGUUCCGGCCUGUAACGCGCGACGAGCUAAAAGAAUGGAGAACUCGCGACGGCAGUCCAUUUGGAAAAGACGUUGACUAUGAGCUCAACACGCGGCUGUAUAAGUAUCUGCAGCGCCUACAGUUUCGCCCUACAGCCAAUCAAUGGCUGCAGGCCAGCGCUGCUGCCACGCUAUCUAUGCUUUACCGUACUCUGGGUGCCGCACUACAUAAAGAUAUUCUCGCACAUAUCGACAUCUCUGCGUACGAAGGCGGUGGCAGCAGCGGCAGCGGCAGCAACAGCAUCAGUGUUACCAAGGACAGUGGCCAAAUUGAUCCUGCGCAGCAGCUGUCGGUUGCAUAUGGUGCAGCGCUGGUAUCUAAAACUAAUGGUGCCUUCUGUUAUCCAGAAAUUGUAGCGGCCCAGGGCCCAUCUCCUGACAUGCUCGCAGCAGAUGGGGCAGCUCACGGGGGCACACGCAGCGGCGAUGGCGCAAGUAUGAGCAUGGUUUUGCAAAAGUUCAAGGAAAUGGAGGAUUUGAUUAGGCAAUUGCAGCUGAAGCAGGCUCAGCAGCAGCCAGCCACGAGGCUGGUAACCGAACCAGCGAUGUACGACUCCCCGCAUAGACAUGGUGGACGCAUUAAUAACAGCCGGCGCAGCAGCAGCAUUCGCGGGUCAAGGGCACGCGCUGCAGCUGAAUACACCGGCAACGAAAGAUGGCUGGGUAGGCUCAAAGGCGGGUUUGCGCAUACCACUGACAAAGGUGCCCACGCAAACUCUGUUGGAAGAAAUCCUGCGCCAACACAAAGGCCGUGGGAUGCCACUGAGACUGUAUCUUUGGCUCGGACCAGUCAUGCGUUUUGGAAGAGCGGUCGGCAUGUUGACUUUGGCCUCAUGUCCAGCAACUUUAGCAGGCCUGUCAAGGACGUCAAGACUAUGCUUCGGCUGAUGCUCCAGGAAUACACUCUCUGCGCUCAAAAAUCACACUGGGCAGUCGACCAGGAGCUGCUGGUAAGGAAGUGGGCCGCUAUUGAGUUUCCCAAGUGCCAAGUGCUCAAUCCGAGCAGAGACCAUCGCUGGAGACCAACCAGUUUUGCAUCCGUCGAAAAGUGUCUUUCUUUGAUCAAGUGUCGGGAACCUAACAAUUCACCAAGAGCUUUAUCCAAAGUCACGCUUGCACAGAUCCAAGAUGUUGUUGAUGGCGAGCUCGUGCGUUCCCUUGCUUGCAACCAGCCUGUUAUUGGCCUCGAGGUUUACGCGCCGGCUGUGGCUGUGGCUCCCGAACAGCAUCCUGCCAGUACUUUAGAUGCGCAGUGUUUGCAAUACUCAACCCAUCAUCAGCCUACAGGCGCAGACCAGGCCAAUGCUUGGGCGUUUGCCCCCGACAGCAAUGUGCCAGUGCAUUCAGAUAAGCAAUUUGACGCAGCCUGCGGCCUACCAGUCACUAUUGAUGCCAGUGUUAAUUCAAGUACCUAUGCCAAUGCCAGCGCCAAUGUCGACUCUGAUAUAAAUUUAAAUGCCGGUUCCGAGCCAGCUGCCAACAGCAUUCCUUUGCGGCACAAUAGUAUUGGUAUGAUGAGAAGAACGCCCCGAAGCAAAAAACAGCGCAAGCGCCAAAAGCUACCAGCAAUUGUCGCCGAAUUUCAAGAACCAAUUGACAUGGAUGCAAGAGAGGCGGCCGAUAUUACGGCAGGCCUCACAAUGCCGCACACCAGUCACCAUGACAAUAAAUUGCAGCUUGGCAGCACAGUUGGUGAUGCUGAUACUACCUCAAAGCACCUGGCAGACGCUCACAAUAUUAGCAGGCCCGAUGAAGAUAUCGAGAUGCAGUUUUUUAAUGUCGCAAUUAUACAGCGCAAGUUUGUCAGAGGGUUUGUCGAGGAUUAUAUUGGGAGGUUUUUUGAAGCGUUCUACUUUCGGGUCGCCAUUCCAGACAUGUACAGCAGACAUCUUUACAGGCCGCUGAGCGAGUACAGCCAUGCCAGCAGCAGCAUAAUCGACCUCGAUCUCUUGGCUUCAAUUGAAAAGGAGAUGCUGAAACUCAAUUUAACUGAUGCUGCCAGCAGCUCUGGCCAAGCACUGGAUCUAAACUGCAGCAACCACCACUUCCACCUAAGUUUGAUCAGGGCAAUUGGCGAGCGCUUUUCCCAUGACAAAGUCGCUGACUGGCCUGGCAUCGACGCCUACGCGACUGCCAUUUUUAAUCGGGUCAUAGAGGACACACAUUUCCUUUUCUUUGAAGAGUACAAAGGGCAAGUAACUGGCUGCAGCUCUGCCUCAGAUACUGGGUAUAUUCGGUGCAUCAAAACCAAUGCUGUGGCCGCGCGCAUAGAUUCGUUCAAGCAAGAAUACUAUUUUUGUCUGGUGUCAAGCCUGCUCACAUCAAGGUACGUGCAAACAGCAGGGCGCCAGAACUUUCUUGCCCGUGCCCGACUUGCCGGAUAUCAUCCCGUGCCCACAGCCGUUGCUUUUGGUAGCGACCUGAGCGAGGAGAAAUUCGAGCGCGAGCUGGAUAUUUCGUGGUCAGAUGUUGCAAUUCGCAGCGAGCUGCACAGUUUGAUAACAAAUGCAAUUCCGUGUGCCACCAGCAGGUCCAUUAUGAUAGCCGUGCAGCAGUCCAUAGAGGUAUACAACAGGGCAAUAAUCGAAUGCGUAGAUGGGUUGUGCAAGGAACUGAGCGUUGCUCUUGGAGCCAUGGACGUAGCCGUUAUCAAAAGCGCUGACAAGGGGAUACUUGCGGCCAUCAAAAAGUCGCGGGGCGCAAUGUCUGUCGACAUGGCUUGUGUACUAGGGCGCUGGCUGGGUGAGCAGUGGUUUGAUCGUUUGCAAAGGGGACUCGUCCGGGCGCUGAUGGCUGACCACCAAUUCAUGCCAGUCCCUCUGGCUGAUGUCCGCCGGUGGAUCUGCGAAGACCGUUCGCCGAAUGGGAAAGGUGUGGAUUUCGUCCUCAACACCAGGCUCUACAAUUACCUCAAGCACAUGCGCGUGCUGAUGAACGAGGCCAAAUGGCUCUAUGCGAGUGCAGCGGCAACAUUGCGGGUCAUAGAGCUGGCAAAGUUACAUCUACAGAAUAAGCUACUUCUAGACCACAUUAGCGUUGACCGCUAUGCAAGUGCAUUCGGGACUUUUAUUCGCGCAUCUGGAUCGCAGCAGGCCUUGGCUUGCAUAUUGCCUAAUGCUACACUUGGCGUUGCUUCUCCCGAAAAUACAACGCUAGGCUCUGGGUUGCACGUCAGAGAUCAAUGCCCGACGCACCAAUCUCAGACAAUUGGUCUGGAGCAGGAUCCCGAAAUGUCGCGGAUGCCCUUUAAACAUACCGAUAUGCCUUCCAAUACCACAGAUGUCAGCGGGUGCUCACAGUGCAAUGUUUCUCACCAACACACUUCUGAGGUCCGGCUGGGGAGCCUAGAAAUGGAGGUGACCAGCAUUUACCGAGAAAUGCGCGACGAGCUCGGGGAACAUUUGAAAGCCCAGGUGCCGCCAUUUGAGAGUAAGCGGUAG